CGACGCCGGCCUGGGCGACCAUUGCCUCGGCCUGCCCGGGCCCGUCUCCCUCGCCUGGGUGUCGGACGGCUCCCAGGCCUUCGGCCACGUGCCGCGCGAGGCCGUCCAGCGCAUCGCCGACCUCCUCCCCGUGCGCGUCAUGGACUAUUGCGUCGACCGCUUCUUCGACCGUCUGAACCCCACAAUCCCCAUCCUGACGCCAGAGUACGUCGCCCACCUCAAGGUUGUCGCGGGGCCCUCCGAGCCCGGCAUCGAGGCCCACUGCCUCCUGACCGCCCUCUGCGCCCUGGUUCUGCUCCAGGUCGAGGAGCCCGAGAGCCUGUGGCAGCGGGGGCUGAUCCCGGAGAAGAACGCCGUGCACGGCCGCAUGCUGUUCGAGGAGGCCCUCGCGGCCCACCGCAACUUUGCGCGCCGGUCGAACCCGAGCUUCGAGCAGUGCCUCCUCACCUUUUUCCUGUACGCCUGCCACUCGGCCCUCUUCCACCACAGCCAGGCCUUUCUGUUCCUGAGGGAGGCCACGACGCUGUUCCUGCUGCUGCGGCUCAACACCGAGGCCGCGCCGCGCGGGCUGGCCGACCGGCUCUUCUGGGUGCUCCUCGUGUCGGAACGGUCGCACGGGAUCCGGUACCGGCGGCCCGUGACGCUGCAGAUCACGGCCGAGUCGCCGGCCAUGGACGAUGACGACCCGGCGCUGUCCGGCUUCUGGAGCCUGGCGGCGCUGUUCAGCCCGCUCGACACGUCCUUCAUCGCGCUGCUGAACCAGGAAAAGGUGGCAACGCUGCCGUCCAACGUGGCGCUGACGCACGUCGAGACGGCCGUCAACGCGGCGCUGCGGUCGACCUCGGACCUCAAGGACACGCAGAAGGCGAACCUGCGCGUGACGCAGCUGUGGCUGCGCAUCAUCCUGUGGCAGCUCCGCCUGCGCUUCGGCUACCUGGCCGAGGAGUCGGCCCACGCGAGCAUGACAUACCACUACCCGCUCGAGGUCGCCAAAGACCUCGUCCUGUCGACGCGGGACCUGCCCGUCGACAGCAUCAGGGUCCACGGCGUCGGGCUCACCGAGAAGCUCUUCGACAUCGCCUCGGCCGCCGUCGACGUCCUCGCCCGCGUGCCCAUCACGCCGUCGAGCCCGCACAGUAGUAGCGUCGGCGCCGCCGGCCCGGGCGAGGACCUCGACUACAUGCGGCGCCUCAUCGCGCGGCUCCCGGGCGGUAACUCUAUCUACGACGGCCUUCUGAACAAGCACAUACAGCAGGCCGUCCCAAGCAUGGCCAUCGUGGGCGAGUGGGCGCCACGUCACCCUACAUGAGCGCGGAUCAUCGGCACAGGCGGCAAUACAGACAAAAAAACGGAGAACUAGAAGAAAGAAACAGCGAAUAUCAAAAAGAUCUUGGGACCGAGGGCGCGGUUGUUCAAUAUGCAUAACUGAUGCGAUUUUACGCUGGUACCCUAUCUAGUGGUAUAAUAACGACACCAAAUGCUCCUUUUUUUUUUCCUUUUUUUUUUUUUUUCUUUUUUU
Colletotrichum navitas is the source of this 1519-nucleotide messenger RNA. RefSeq lists its product as uncharacterized. The record is from RefSeq and is a predicted model, not a curated record. NCBI's taxonomy places the organism in Eukaryota, Fungi, Ascomycota, Sordariomycetes, Glomerellales, Glomerellaceae. The transcript has a single exon. The coding region runs from base 140 to 1309 and encodes 389 amino acids.